This is a messenger RNA of Clarias gariepinus (North African catfish), 1322 nucleotides long. RefSeq names its product GTPase IMAP family member 7-like. The coding region runs from base 34 to 1146 and encodes 370 amino acids. Gene Ontology annotation, molecular function: GTP binding. The record is from RefSeq and is a predicted model, not a curated record. The transcript has a single exon. Lineage: Eukaryota; Metazoa; Chordata; Actinopteri; Siluriformes; Clariidae.
CAGGGGGAGGUGGCUGGGAGGAAGGUGACUGUGAUGGACACUCCUGACUGGUUCUCUCCUGGACUCUCUCUGGAGAAGCUGAGACAGGACGUGGGACUCUGUGUCCAUCUGUCUGCUCCAGGACCCCACGUCUUCCUCCUGGUCAUACCUGUAAAGCAGCCUAGAGGAGAGGAGAGAGGGAUGCUGGAGAAAAUGGAGGAGAUUUUUGGAGAGAGAUGUUGGAGAAACACCAUGAUCAUAUUCAGUGUUAUUGAUGAACUUCAGAGGAAGAACAUUGAGGAGUUUAUCCAAUCAGGAGACCAGGAGGUCCAGAGAGUAGUGGAGAAAUGUGGGAACAGAUUUCACUGUCUCAACAUUAAGGAAAGUGGAGAUGGUUCUCAGGUCUCAGAGCUGCUGGAGAAGAUAGAGAAGAUGGUGGAAGGAAGCAGAGGGAAAUUCUACAGCAGUGAGAUCUACCUGGAGACAGAAUCUCAGAUUAAAUUGAUAGAGAUGAAAAUCCUAAAGAAAAGCGAAGAGAAAAGGAUGAAAGUGGAGAUGGAAGUAAAGGAGAAAAUAGAUAAGGAGGUGCAGGACUCUCUGAGAAAGAUAGAGGGAGUGAUCCAGAAGCAUGAAGGAGACAUCAGACAACUGAAUGACCGAACAACUGAACUGGAGAAAAAGAUGAAAGAAGAGAGAGAUGAAGAGAAAAAAAAACAACUUGAGAGGGUGCUGAAACGAGAAAUAGAGAGAAGGACAGAAAUGGAAGAAAAGGUGAAGAAACUAAAAGAAAACAGAGAGAGGGAGAGGAGAGAGAUGGAGGAGAGGCACCAACAGGAGAUAGAGGAGAUCAGAGAGGUGUAUGAAGAAGAUAUCAGGAUGGAGACAGAGAGAACCCUCAUGAAGAUCAUUCUGCCUGAACUCCAGAGACACAUUUUGGCCUCAAAAACAAGGAUGCAGGAAGAGUUCAGCAGACAGAUGGAGGAGAAGAACCGAGAGCUGGAGACUCUUAAACAGAAACUUUCAGAUCUCACAGAGACUCUCGGUCUGCUUGAAGAGGUUCAUGAGAAAACUGCGAGAAGCAGCUCGGGGUCAGAGAGAGCAGCUGUAACAGGAGAGCUGUCAAAGGGAAUCUUUCAGACAUUUACCGACUAUUUUUUCACUGGGUAACAGAUAUUAUAAAGCCCCAGAUACUUACUCAGUCUAAAAUUAAAUGUGCAAUCUAGAGAUGGUGGACAGAGCUGGACUGGGAUAAAAUUUAGCCAUGAACAUUUUGGUGCAGAUGGCCAUCACUACCAAUCAGAAUCAAUCCAGUCGGCCAUCCAGUCCAGUUUACAUUAUGUAUG